GAAUGGAUGGGGAAACUGAGCCCACGGGUACUGCACCCACUGAACAAACGUGCAGCCUCCGUCACCCCGGAAAGAAGAGACGGGAGUCCGGUGCUCCCACGAGGCUCCGCUCGUCCCGUGACCCGCUUCCGAGUCCGUGGAAUCACGUGGGCAUCUGUCAUGUGACAGCCGGCUAUGUUCAUAUCUGGGCGGGCUGCUCGGAGGAGUAGAGAGGGCUGCACUUAGAACACUUGGGAUCAUGAGUGCGGGGGUCCCCGUGUCCGCCGCCCGGCGGGGCCCCAGCCUCGCCUUGACCCUGCUGCUGCUGCUGGGGCUGGGGCUGGACCUGAGCAACGGUGAGGCCUGGGUUCAGGGAGCCCCCAAGGUGGACUUCCAGGAACGAUACUUUGAGCAGAUUUUGGAUCAUUUCAACUUUGAGAGCUACGACAGCGAUACAUUCCUUCAGCGAUUCCUGGUGACAGAAAAGUUCUGGAAGAAGGGAACAGGACCAAUAUUUUUUUACACGGGAAAUGAAGCUGAUGUCUGGGACUUUGCCAAUAACUGCAAUUUCAUUCUGGAGCUAGCAUCAGUUGAGGAGGCUCUGAUCAUAUUUGCUGAACAUCGCUACUAUGGAAAGUCCCUGCCAUUUGGGGUCCACUCCACCAUGAAAGGGAACACAGCCCUGCUUACAGUGGAGCAGGCCUUGGCCGACUUUGCUGUGCUGAUCCAAACCCUGCGAAAGACGUACAAGGCAGAGGACGUGCCUGUCAUCACCUUCGGAGGCAGUUACGGAGGGAUGCUCAGCGCCUACAUGAGGAUGAAGUACCCCAACCUCGUGGCUGGAGCACUGGCUGCCAGUGCUCCUGUGCUGUCCAUCGCCGGCAUUGGGGACUCCAGGCAGUUCUUCAGAGAUGUCACUACGGACUUUGAGAACUACAGCCCCAAGUGUGCCCAGGGAGUGAGGGAAGCUUUCAGACUGAUCAGAGACCUGUACCUACAAGGAGCCUUUGACAGAAUCAGCCUGGAAAUGGGGACUUGCACCCAGCCCUCAAAUGACUCAGCCAUUACGCAGCUGUUUGAGUUUGCCCGAAACGCCUUCACCAUGAUCGCAAUGAUGGACUACCCUUACCCCACUGAUUUCAUGGGCCAUUUUCCAGCAAAUCCUGUUAAGGUGGGGUGUGAUCGGCUACUUGGAGCACAGAAUCAGAUCCAGGGGCUCAGGGACCUGGUUGCUUCUCCCCAUGACACUCACUGGGUUGAGGGUCCGGCCUCCAACACAGAAGAGGGUGUUUCUGGAAGCUGCAAGGCUGUGUUCACAGCGGGAGAAGGGCUGCUUUACAAUGCUUCCGGGACAGAGCCAUGUUAUGAUAUCUACAAACUUUACCAAAAGUGUGCUGACCCCACAGGCUGUGGCACAGGCCCCAAUGCAGAGGCCUGGGAUUAUCAGGCCUGCACUGAGAUCAACCUUACCUUUGACAGCAAUAAUGUAACUGACAUGUUUCCUGAGAUCCCAUUCACCAGUGACCUCCGAGAAAAGUACUGUUUUGCCAGGUGGGGUGUCAGGCCCCGGAAAAACUGGAUGCAGACCAACUUCUGGGGGAAUAAUCUCAAAGCUGCAAGCAACAUCAUAUUUUCAAAUGGAGACCUGGAUCCUUGGGCAGGGGGUGGGAUAAGAAGUAACCUGAGCUUGUCCUUGCUCUCUCUUACCAUCCAGGGCGGAGCUCAUCAUCUAGAUCUCAGAGGGUCCAAUCCAGCAGACCCCAUCUCUGUUAUUGAGGUUCGGAAGCUAGAAGCUGCAUAUAUCCAUGAAUGGGUGAAAGCAGGAAGACAUUAACAGUAACAUGACCUCUAAAACUUGGAACCAGCCGCCAUCAUAUUGUGUGGGACUCUACCUUCAGUGCCAGCCAACAGGAUGAUUUCUAAAGCCAGGCCUAAAGUGGGAGGUUUAGAUGUUCAUUCAUACUCAGGGUUAAACUUUCAAAGUCCUAAGAUUGUGUCAGACAGGGACUACUGCUUGAUAAGCUCAGCCCGCUGUGAUUUUUUGUUUGAUAUUUUGCUUUGUUAACUCCCUGAGCAGUAUUAUCACAAGGCUUGGCACGUGAUCUCCAAUAGUCCUGUGGCAUCUGGGCUGUAAAGAAGUAACUGUACAAAGGGUUCCCUCCUAGCUGUGCUUAACAAAACCUCCCUUCCCUGCUGCUCCCAUACAGCCUGAUAUUCCAUUUUAGGGAAUCUGGGGGAGGAGAGGUGAGUCUUUCCCUUUUUGUAACCUGUAAAAACAGAAAAAAACCACAAAAAAUCCUUAACCUUUACUAGGGUAAGCUUUUUUUUUUUUUGGUGAGGCAGUUGGGGUUAAGUGACUUGCCCGGGGUCACACAGCUAAUGUCAAGUGUCUGAAGCCAGAUUUGAACCCAGGUCCUCCUGAAUCCAGGGCUGGUGUUUUAUCCACUGCACCACCUAGCUGCCCACUAGAGUAAGCUUUUACAUUAUUCUGGUACCCAAAAGAUAAAGGAAUUUGAAGUUAGCCCUGGGUAUCCUCUGCCAGCUCCAUCCCACAAUUGAAAUUGAAAAUUUCUCUCCCCCACUUCUGAAUAACAAAUAGUACCAUGCUGCUACAGCAGCCUAAGCAAGAGUGAGGGUUCAGGACUCAGGAAACAUUUUACCUAAGGCUAAUGGGAAAGGAGUCAUGCCACAUUGUCUCUGUGUAAUGAAGGGCAAUAAAAUUUCACCUGGGUUCUAGCCUGA
Messenger RNA from Dromiciops gliroides (monito del monte), 2721 nucleotides. It is a transcript of the gene DPP7, whose product is annotated as dipeptidyl peptidase 7. Gene Ontology annotation, cellular component: vesicle. The record is from RefSeq and is a predicted model, not a curated record. Gene Ontology annotation, biological process: proteolysis. The transcript has 14 exons. NCBI's taxonomy places the organism in Eukaryota, Metazoa, Chordata, Mammalia, Microbiotheria, Microbiotheriidae. Gene Ontology annotation, molecular function: dipeptidyl-peptidase activity; serine-type exopeptidase activity. The coding region runs from base 239 to 1813 and encodes 524 amino acids.